Messenger RNA from Sesamum indicum (sesame), 3562 nucleotides. NCBI's taxonomy places the organism in Eukaryota, Viridiplantae, Streptophyta, Magnoliopsida, Lamiales, Pedaliaceae. The record is from RefSeq and is a predicted model, not a curated record.
UAAUGUAUUUCUGAAGGUAUAAAGUACUAUAUACUGUCAUUGGGUUAGAGUAUACGGAUACUAACAGGAUUUUUAGGUGAAUCUGUUAUGCUGACUUCCAUUCGGGCAUCAAGAACUCUGAGGCAUGGUCUUAACGUCAUCAAACCUACGCCAUUAUGCAUGCACGUGUUAGGAGAAAGCUACAUCAAGCUCCAAGAUGCCCGCACUUUGAAACUUUAUCACUCAAUAGGUCGAACCCAGAAAAAUUCAGAUUUCUUUUUCCCGAGAGAAGAUUACACACUCAAAAAAGAUGUAGCUAAGGCAAAUUGGAUGAUCACUAAGCUGUGUCAGGAGGGUUAUAUUUCUGAGGCACGUGAAUUGUUCGAAGAAAUGCCAGAGCGGGAUGUGAUUUCAUGGACGGCUUUAAUUUCGGGUUAUGUAAAGUGUGGUCUGGUUAAAGAAGCUAGGGAGUUGUUUGAUAGAGGUGAUGCCGAGAAAAAUGUGGUUACUUGGACAGCUAUGAUGUCCGGAUACUGGAAAAUAGGGAGAGUUUCUGAGGCUGAGAGGCUUUUUGAUGAAAUGCCUGAUAAGAACGUGGUCGCUUGGAACACUAUGAUUGACGGGUAUGUAAGAAGUGAUAGGAUUAAGCAGGCGCUCCACGUGUUCGAGAGGAUGGAAGAGAGGAACGUUGUUUCUUGGAACAUUGUGAUCUCAGGUUUGGUAAACUGUGGAAGGGUUGAGGAGGCGAGGGAGUUUUUUGAUCAAAUGCCUAUAGGGAAUGUGAUUUCUUGGACUAUAUUGAUAUCAGGAUUUGCACGAAAUGGGAGGGUUGACGAGGCUAGAUUACUUUUUGAUAGGAUGCCUGAGCGGAAUGUAGUCUCUUGGAAUGCGAUGAUUAGUGGGUAUGCACAAAAUACGAGACUGGGUGAAGCAUAUAGUUUGUUUGAGAAAAUGCCAGUAAAGGAUGUGCAGUCAUGGAAUACAAUGAUCACUGGUUUUAUUAAGAAUGGUGAAUUAGAAACAGGAUGGGGGUUGUUUAAUCAAAUGCCAGGAAAGAAUGUUAUUUCCUGGACUGCAAUGAUAAGUGGGUGUGUGCAAUAUGGUAAAAGCGAAGAAGCAUUGAAAAUAUUCUAUUACAUGAGCAGGGAUAGAAAGGUGAAGCCUAAUGAAGGGACUUUUGUGAGUGUUUUGGGGGCUUGUAGUGACUUAGCUGGUCUUAGUGAAGGGAUGCAAGUUCACCAAGUAAUUAGCAAGACUGUUUAUCAGGAAAGUGAGUUCGUGAUAUCUGCACUAGUAAAUAUGUAUUCAAAAUGUGGAGAGCUGGUAAUGGCUAGAAAAAUGUUUGAUGAUGGGUUGGGAUGCGAGAGGGAUUUGGUCUGUUGGAAUUCCAUGAUUGCUGCAUAUGCUCACCACGGAUGUGGAAGAGAGGCAAUAAUGCUUUUCGAGGAUAUGCAAAACGUAGGUGUCAAACCAAAUGAUAUUACGUAUGUGGGAUUGCUUUCUGCUUGCAGCCAUGCUGGCCUGGUGCAGGAAGGGUUAAACUACUUUGAAGUGCUUUUGAGGGACAAGUCCAUAAAAGUGAGAGAAGAUCAUUAUACAUGCACUAUUGAUCUCUAUGGUCGAGCAGGAAGGCUCCAGGAGGCAUUUGAUUUGAUAGAACAACUUCCACUUAAAGCAUCAGCAUAUGCUUGGGGAACUCUUCUUUUGGGGUGUAAUAUCCAUGGUAAUGCUGAUAUAGGAAAACUGGUAGCAGACAAACUCUUGGAUUUGGAGCCAGCAAAUGCUGGCAGUUAUGCGCUUCUAUCGAAUAUAUACACUACAAGUGGGAAGUGGAAAGAGGCUGAAAUGUUGAGGUUGAAGAUGAAGGAUGGGCGCUUGAAGAAACAACCUGGUUGCAGUUGGAUUGAAGUAGGGAACAAAUUCCAUGUGUUUAUUGUUGGAGAUAGAUCUCAUAGUGAAAGUGAAGCUAUACAUUCCUUGCUCUUAAAUCUUCAUAAGAAAAUGAAGAAGAUUGGUUUUUCACUAUUUGACAAUAUUGUGAUGGAAGAGAUUUUUUCAGAGGAUAAUUUAUUAAUAUAAGAAUUCUGUCCAUGCAAAAGGAGGGGUUGGUACUGGAAAAUUGGAUGACUAAAUACUGAAAGUUCGGUAUGGACAAACAGUAAGAUUUUAGUGAACCCUUGCUGAGGUGACUCCAAAAGAUGGCAACAAGGUGUACAUUCUGAUUCUUGUCAUUUUGGAGCUUUAAGUAUUGGUGGUAUUUGUGCUGAAAAUGAAUUGUUUGGAAAAAAAUGCAUGGGCUAUUGCUGGACUACAGAACCUUGAAAAUGCAUCUGGCUUGAAUAUUCCAUUUCCUUUUGAUGAUCUUAUCAACUGGUUGCUUGUAUGAGAUGAUCUCUUAAAAAGAGUUAAAAACAGGAAGGAAUAAAGUUGUUGGGCCAUGUAUUUUCUGGACCCAAUUUGGUUCUGGCUGGAAGAUACUCAUACUCUAGCAAUUGCUUAUCUGCAAACAUGGAUGCCAUGAAUUUAUUUUCAGUCAAUCCCAAGAAAACUUCCUGGUGGAGGACCCUUGUCAUUAGGACAUAGAGCAAAUUCUGAUGCUAAUUGGCUGGGCAAGGGACACAUGCAGCAGUAUGGUGUUAAAGGGCUGGUUCAGUCUCUCAGUAUUCUCACUUCUCAAUCCUCGUUGUCUUUCUCCUUCUCCCUCUGCUUUUCUACAGUAAAAAGCAAAGAUUAAUAUUAUUUAUGCCUUCUGCACUGACAAACGAGAUGACUGUAUUUUGCUCCUUGCUAUUAUUGGCUGCCCCUUUUCAAACAGCGCUUUCAAACAAUAUUGGCUAUACUUGUGCCCUUAAAGAAAAACGAAAAUGAGUUUAUUAAAUAUAUACAUUUCUCAGGGAUAAUGUUCUUGCUUUCAGGUUUUCUCCAUAUGAACUGGAACAAAAUGCAUGAUGGUUGCUUACAGAUUGGAGGAAGUGCACAAAUUCGCAUACAUAGGUUGUCUGAGUGUGUGCAUCGGAUCCACACUGCAGAUGUACGAUUUCCAUUGAGGCAACAGGAUACAGAGGGAAGCAGACAACAAAGCAGACUGUUGUUUAUGUUGUAUCAGCAGCGUAUCUAAGAGUUGUUAAUUAGGUGUGGGAUCUGGGUGGCAAUCCACUCCUUUCUUAAUUGCUGUAAGUUCUCCCGAGCCAUUUUAGUUUGUAUUGGGUCCCAAUGGUUGGAGUCUGAAAAAAACCAAGUUCAUAUGAUUUCUCUUGCACUUGUUUGUAAUUUUGAAUUUAAUAAAAUAUCAAAGUCGGACAUUGGAUGACGAGAAAAAGAUAAUAUUAUCGUUAGAAAUGGUAAGAGUAUCUAAACAGACGAAACUCUGUUUUUUAUUUGGACCGUACCCGACUGCACUCCGACCUAAUACAUCGUCUUGGACCAGUAGGCCUCGAUCACACUGACAAUAAGUAAUUAGAUGAGAACACAUAUACCUAUAUUCAUUUUGACGUAUAAGAUUACUUACAAAAGUUGGUAACAUUUUGAUAUACUAAAUGCCUAUGCAUUUAAUAUUUGGAUGCGAAUUCGUAUAUUGGGAAAA